AUGCCCACCUUCAAUACCUCUGAAAUUGAAAUUUCUACCUUCUUCUUGAUUGGGAUCCCAGGGAUGGAUCCUGCCAACAUUUGGGUUUCUAUCCCUAUUUGCCUCGUGUACCUUGUCGCCAUCUUGGGGAACUGUGCCAUCCUAUUUUUCAUAAAAACAGAGCCUUCUCUGCAUGAACCCAUGUACUAUUUUCUCUCCAUGUUGGCUGUCUCUGACCUGGGAUUGUCCCUCUCCUCGCUCCCUACCAUGCUAAGAGUAUUCUUGUUCGAUGCUCCAGGAAUUUCCUCAGAUGCCUGUAUUGCCCAGGAAUUUUUCAUUCAUGGAUUCUCAGCUAUGGAGUCAUCAGUACUUCUCAUUAUGUCUUUUGAUCGCUUUAUUGCCAUUUGCAAUCCUCUGAGAUACACCUCCAUUCUGACCAGUUCCAGAGUCACCAAAAUAGGGCUUGCUUUUUCUCUCAAAAAUGUUUUGUUGAUCCUCCCUUUCCCUUUCACACUAAAACAUCUAAGAUACUGUAAGGAAUACCUCCUUUCCCAUUCCUACUGCCUCCAUCAGGAUGUCAUGAAGCUGUCCUGCUCUAACAACAAGGUCAAUGUCAUCUAUGGCUUAUUUGUGGCUCUCACAGGCAUCGCAGACUUGACAUUUAUUUUCAUUUCCUACAUGCUGAUUCUGAAAGUAGUAUUGAACAUAGCAUCCCAGAGGGAAAGACUCAAGGUCCUCAAUACAUGUGUCUCCCACAUCUGUGCCGUGCUCAUCUUCUAUGUUCCCAUCAUCUCCCUAGCUUUCAUCUACCGGUUUGCCAAACACAGUUCACCAAUCAUUACGGUCCUCAUGGCUGAUGUUUUCCUUCUGGUACCUCCAUUGAUGAAUCCCAUUGUAUAUUGUGUGAAGAGCCAACAGAUAAGAAAUCUGGCUUUAGAAAAACUGUGUCAGUUUCCCUAA
Molecule: messenger RNA, 939 nt
Organism: Pteropus alecto (black flying fox)
Lineage: Eukaryota; Metazoa; Chordata; Mammalia; Chiroptera; Pteropodidae
Product: olfactory receptor 51A4
Exons: 1
Coding region: 1-939 (312 amino acids)
Biological process (GO): G protein-coupled receptor signaling pathway
Cellular component (GO): membrane
Molecular function (GO): olfactory receptor activity; G protein-coupled receptor activity
Source: RefSeq, a predicted model, not a curated record